Drosophila suzukii is the source of this 1064-nucleotide messenger RNA. The record is from RefSeq and is a predicted model, not a curated record. Lineage: Eukaryota; Metazoa; Arthropoda; Insecta; Diptera; Drosophilidae.
UAUAUAUACUUUAUGGGGUCGGAAACGCUUCCUUUUGCCUGUUACAUACUUUCCGACGGAUCUAGUAUAGUCACAAGGAGAGAGCUUGACGUCUCGAUCUGCCGGAUCGCAGGGCAUUUGCGUGCGGUGUGACUUAUUUUUUCUUUUUUAUUUUCUUUAUACCGCCUUGAUUUUUUUUUUCUUAUUAUUUAAAAGCAAAAAUUAAGGCACUUACCGCUUGCAGGAACAUCCAUCGAUGAAAGCGCUUUCGCCGAGACGCUUGCGGCUAACUGCGGGAAAUUUGUAGAAUGGCACACUCUAAUAAAAACUGGAUUGAUAAACUGCUUCGCCAUGAACUGGUCCUUAACAAUUUUCUCCUUCGUCCUGAAGGCAUUUUUACGGGAAAUGUACGGCUCCAUCACAAAACUCCGCCAAGGUUCCACGACGGACCUCUCGCCCUCGCUCAAUCGAAGAACGGAUCUCCCAAAAGCAAACACUGUCGACGUGGCCCUGAGCUGAGUUUUUCUUCUGCUUCUCGACCGAGUUUUUCCAGCAGCUUGACGGACUUCGGUUAGGGGAUGACUUCCACAGACCUCGCUGGAACAAACGGUGGCCACGCAUGCCCCUUUGUAGACGCGCCAGUAGCUGCCGAAUAAGCUUAACGUUAUAAUUGCGUUCUCUGCUACAACUCACCCUAAGCCGCAGUUAAUUCCUGAUUAUAUUUCGUUAUUUUCCGAUGGCUCAAUACGUAGAACCGACUGAUACUAGUCAGUUGCGCUAAACUUUGAGGGUUGGACUCCUGUAGAAAAACUUUUACCUCUGAUCGGUUAGGCUGCCAAAACGGAAAAGACCAACCUCGACGCCAAAAUUCGGGCGGUAAAUUAAACUCCGGAGUACGAGGUGAAAAGAAAGCCUGACACUGGCCCCUGUAGCUCUCACUUAAUCCGAAAACGAUAUGUAUCAUAAUCACGAAAUCUUGGCCAUUUGCCGUUUACUUUAUCGAUAUUCUCUGUUAUUAUGUACACUCUAAUAUACCAAAAAUACCACAGCUAUACAGAGCCGAAUAAAGUCAGUUGGACAUUAAA